GAGGCGGCCUCUGGCCGGCCGCACUUGAAGGGAGGGAAGGCUCCACGGCGCGCGCCCAGGAGCGGGUCGGGUUGGGGAGCUGGGAGUGGGGACCAGGCGGGUGUCCCCCAAGAACUCGCCAUCGCAGGCGUGCGUGUGGAGGACCCGGAGCCCAUGAGACAGGGAGGAGGAGGCCGAGCCAGCCGAGCGGACCCUGCAGCCGCAGCCGCGGUGGAGACGCCGGGACCGGCUGGGGCGCUCCGGCACGCGGAGAGGAGGGAGAGGAGGGAGAGGAGGGAUCGCAGGGAGAAGAGGGAGCCGGAGCCCGGGGUGCUCGGGAGCCGGGAGCCCCUCUGGGCGCUUUUCUCUCUCGGGGCCUGACUGCUGCCGCCCUCCCCGGCCUCCUCUUCUUGCUCUCUCUAUUUCUCUCUCUUGGCCAAGCCACCCCGGCUCCCUCCUUCUCCUCCGUCCUCCCGGUACCCACCCCUGGCUGGCGCCUAUGGGCAUGAAACACUCCUCCCGGUGCCUGCUCCUCCGGAGGAAGAUGGCGGAGAACGCGGCCGACAACGCCGAGGUCAACAGCCCCCCCUCACAGCCCCCUCAGUCUGUGGUUCCUGCCAAGCCGGUGCAAUGCACCCACCACGUAUCUACCCAACCCAGCUGCCCCGGUCGGGGGAAGCUGUCAAAGCUGCUGAACCCGGAGGAGAUGACCUCGCGAGAUUACUACUUUGACUCCUAUGCUCACUUUGGGAUUCACGAGGAGAUGUUGAAGGACGAGGUGCGGACCCUCACUUACCGGAACUCCAUGUACCACAACAAGCACGUGUUCAAGGACAAAGUGGUACUGGACGUGGGGAGUGGCACCGGAAUCCUUUCCAUGUUUGCUGCCAAAGCAGGAGCCAAGAAGGUGUUUGGGAUUGAAUGCUCCAGUAUCUCCGACUACUCAGAGAAGAUCAUUAAGGCCAACCACCUGGAUAACAUCAUCACCAUAUUUAAGGGUAAAGUGGAGGAGGUGGAGUUGCCCGUGGAGAAGGUAGACAUCAUCAUCAGCGAGUGGAUGGGUUACUGUCUGUUCUAUGAGUCAAUGCUCAACACAGUCAUCUUUGCCAGGGACAAGUGGCUGAAACCUGGAGGGCUUAUGUUUCCAGACCGGGCCGCUUUGUACGUGGUCGCAAUAGAAGACCGACAAUACAAGGACUUCAAAAUCCACUGGUGGGAAAAUGUCUAUGGCUUUGACAUGACCUGCAUCCGGGAUGUGGCCAUGAAGGAGCCGCUGGUGGACAUCGUGGAUCCGAAGCAGGUGGUGACCAACGCCUGCCUGAUCAAGGAGGUGGAUAUCUACACAGUGAAGACAGAGGAGCUGUCCUUUACGUCUGCCUUCUGCCUGCAGAUCCAGCGCAAUGACUACGUGCAUGCCCUGGUCACCUACUUCAAUAUCGAAUUUACCAAGUGCCACAAGAAAAUGGGUUUUUCUACAGCCCCCGAUGCACCCUACACUCAUUGGAAACAGACCGUAUUCUACUUGGAAGAUUACCUCACCGUGCGGAGGGGGGAAGAAAUCUACGGGACUAUCUCCAUGAAGCCAAAUGCCAAAAAUGUGAGAGACCUCGACUUCACAGUAGACUUGGAUUUUAAGGGACAGCUGUGCGAAACGUCUGUAUCUAAUGACUACAAGAUGCGUUAGCACAUGUGGGAUGCCGCAGAUGGCGUGUGCGGGGUCACAGACCACUCUGCCCUCCACCUGCCAUGCGGCCUUGAGAAUCACCAUUUUCAGGACUCUGAACUCUGCCCUGGAAGAUUGCUGGAUACCCGGGGCUCCCUGUGGGGGCCCUGCCACUGGACAGAGAGCACCAACCCUCCUCUCCCACAAUCCGGCAGCCCCCAGCUCUGCUCUGAGAGUCCUUCAUGAAGGUUGCUGAUGCAGCACCACCUCCAGUGCUCCAGCUGCAGCUGGGGGUGGAUUGGGGGUCGGGGGGGAGCAUCAUGUAGGCCCUCCUCACCUCGCAGAGGGCCAAGUCCACGUGUAUUCCAUCGUCCCAUCCUUCCCUUAACUGUCAACCUCCGGAUCUUCCAAGUGUUGCAUGCUGCAGGCUCCUAGGACAGACUGCUUCAUAGAACCUGGAGGCAUAGUGUUGUGGAUAAGCAUAAGCCAGAUUGUCCGUGCGGUUGAGGCGCUCGCAUGCCUGCGGUGCCUGUGCAUGCAUGUUUAGACGGCCCCGGGGGGGCCACAUGUCCGUGUUCGUUCCUGGGUUGCGUGCGGACAUGUGUGUAGACUCUCUUCUUACCCUCGGAGGAGAUUUUGUUGCUUUCCAGUAGGAAUUCGUUUUGUGUUUAGUUCGAACCCUCCUUCCCAUACCCUCUACCAGAUGUUAACACAGCUAUGAGAUGUCCCCCCCCUCUUCCCAGUAGCGUGGCCCCGGGGCUCCUUUCGACAAGACCGGGGCUUGAACCCUGAGCAUAGUGCCACGCAACUCCCGUGGGUGCUCAAUAAAUGCACACGAGAGCCAA
This is a messenger RNA of Suncus etruscus (white-toothed pygmy shrew), 2487 nucleotides long. RefSeq names its product protein arginine methyltransferase 8 (gene PRMT8). Gene Ontology annotation, cellular component: plasma membrane. The transcript has 10 exons. Lineage: Eukaryota; Metazoa; Chordata; Mammalia; Eulipotyphla; Soricidae. Gene Ontology annotation, biological process: peptidyl-arginine methylation. The record is from RefSeq and is a predicted model, not a curated record. Gene Ontology annotation, molecular function: protein-arginine N-methyltransferase activity. The coding region runs from base 479 to 1663 and encodes 394 amino acids.